AUGGUGGGAGCUGAUUCGGAACAUUACCCCGCCUUAUGCCGGGACAAGGAGCUGGGGCCGCAGGGCCACUUCCUGGUAGGCUCCGGGGGGGGAGCCAGCUCAGGCGCCUGCGGCCCGGCUUUGUGCUCCGCGGUAGGACUCCUGGGACUAGGCUCGGGGCCUGCCCCUCUGUUGUCUGGAGACUGUAGCGUUGUGACACCAACUGGCCAGACACGGGGGACGGAGGUGUCCGGAAGGGUGCUUCCCCCACCAAAACUCAGCAUUGUCGCCUUUCCCCCGCUGCCGCCACAACCACCUUCCUUGAUCGGGGGACUGGGGACGAUGGACGAAGGCGACUCGUUGGAUGGUCCAGAGUAUGAAGAGGAGGAGGUGGCCAUACUGCUCAGCGCCCCCCCUAUGAACCAAUGGUAUCAUGGAAAACUUGACAGAGCAAUUGCAGAAGAACGUCUUCGGCAAGUGGGAAAACCUGGAGGUUACCUUAUUCGAGAGAGCGGUCGAAGACCAGGUUCAUUUGUGCUUUCAUUCCUUAGUAGAACAAAUGUCAAUCAUUUUAGGAUUAUUGCCAUGUGUGGUGACUAUUAUAUUGGUUGACGUCGUUUUGCUUCACUCUCGGACCUAAUUGGUUAUUACAGUCAUGUGUCUUGCUUACUGAAGGGGGAAAAAUUAUUCUUUCCGGUAGCACCUCCAGAGCCUGUGGAAGACAGAAGAAGAGUUCGAGCAAUUCUACCUUACACCAAAGUGCCAGAAACUGAUGAAAUAAGUUUUCUUAAAGGAGAUAUGUUUAUUGUCCAUAAUGAAUUGGAAGAUGGUCGGAUGUGGGUUACAAACCUACGGACAGAUGAACAAGGUCUUGUUGUAGAAGAUCUGGUAGAAGAAGUGGGAAGAGAAGAAGAUCCACAUGAAGGCAAAAUAUGGUUCCACGGGAAGAUCUCCAAACAAGAGGCUUACAAUUUGCUGAUGACAGUUGGUCAGGUGUGCAGUUUUCUUGUGAGGCCUUCAGAUAAUACACCUGGUGAUUAUUCACUUUAUUUUCGGACCAGUGAAAAUAUUCAGCGUUUCAAAAUAUGCCCAACGUCAAGCAACCAGUUUGUGAUGGGAGGCAGAUAUUAUAAUAGUGUUGCUGAGAUCAUUGAACAUUAUAAAAAAGAACAGAUUGUUGAAGGAUAUUACCUUAAAGAUCCAGUUCCAAUGAAGCAUCAAGAACAAGUGGUCAAUGAUACAGUGGAUGGAAAAAACAUCUACAAUACGAUACGUCACAAAACAAAGGAAGCUUUUUAUAAAAAUAUUGUCAAAAAAGGAUAUCUUCUGAAAAAAAGUAAAGGAAAGAGAUGGAAAAACUUGUACUUUAUAUUGGAGGGAAAUGAUGUCCAGCUUAUUUAUUUUGAAAGUGAAAAACGAGCCACAAAACCUAAAGGCUUAAUAGACCUCAGUGUGUGUUCAGUCUAUGGAGUACACGACAGUUUAUUUGGCAGGCCAAACUGUUUUCAGAUAGUAGUUCAACACUUCAGUGAAGAGCAUUACAUCUUUUACUUUGCAGGGGAAACUCCAGAACAAGCACAGAGAGCAAGCAUACAACAGAUUAUGACUUUGUCUGCAUUAACAAAUAUUACCAUGCAAUAG
Pogoniulus pusillus (Red-fronted tinkerbird) is the source of this 1620-nucleotide messenger RNA. Its product is annotated as ras GTPase-activating protein 1-like. The transcript is spliced from 13 exons. NCBI's taxonomy places the organism in Eukaryota, Metazoa, Chordata, Aves, Piciformes, Lybiidae. Gene Ontology annotation, biological process: cell migration; signal transduction. The record is from RefSeq and is a predicted model, not a curated record. Gene Ontology annotation, molecular function: receptor tyrosine kinase binding; signaling adaptor activity.